GCAACAACCAAAAUUCGCAGAAGUAAUUGUGUCUGUGCGUAACAUCAAAUGCCGUCCAUUCAAGUGAAACCAGAAUAAAGUGGUUAUAAGUAAAAAAAUUAAAAUCGGCCUCGAAAUCGGCUGAUAGUGUUAAAUGUUGGAACAAUUGAAUACGGGACUAGUUGUGUGAGGGUGGAUGGUGUUGGUGGGGCGGCGGGCAUGGCGGCGCGCGGGCGGCGGUCCGGGCGCGCGCGGCGGUGAGACGGGCGGCGGGGGGCGCGAUGCGCGCGGGCGCUUGGGCCGUGUGGGCGGCGUUGUGCGCAUGCGCGCUGGCGUCGGGCGAGUUGCGCGUGCUGCAGGCGGACGCGCGCGCCGCUUUCUACGUGGGCAUCGCCGCGCCGCCCUCGGCCGCCGCCGUCGUGCGCGCCUUUAACAAGAGCCUCGCGGAGAUCUCGCAGACCUACCUCGCCGGCGACUAUCCGCUGCAUCUCCGCAAUAUCACCCUGCUGCCGCUAUACAUCGAGUUGCCCGAAGAUGAAAGGUUCAGUGCGCGAAUGCUCGAGCGUACGUGCCACGCGUUGGGAGGUCGGCGCGUGGCGACGCUGCUCGUGGUCGGCGGCGGCGCGGCGGCGGCGGCCGUCGUGACGGCGGCAGCGCGCGCCGGCGUACCGGUGCUGAGAGCCUCGCCUUCACACCUGCAUCUCUCUUAUACUAUCGCCAACGAAAUACUCCCAAUGGAAAUCCGUUUAGAAAUUACAGCAAGGGAAACUUUAAACGCACUCAGGGCUACUCUUCUGCAUACUCACUGGCAUACUUUUACUGUACUUGCUGAGGAAGACAUAUAUUCUACUUUAAAACUGCGAAAAGAUCUCUCCUCGAUACUAGACUCCCAACCAUUGGAUCCAAAUUGGCUUUUUCUACCUUCAAAGUUUUCACAACAUGCUAUUUUUCGGAGGCUCGCUAAGAUAUCCAGGCUGACUCGGGGCGUUGUCGUACUGAUAUGUGAUAUCCAUUACGCUAAGCUUGUUAUGGAUGAGGCUAAACGUUUUAACAUGCUUGAUGGUCAUUUUUUUUGGUUAUGGAUUGACGCAUCCCGAGAGAUCGAUGUCUUCCGCAACAUCGGAAAUAGAACACAGUACAGCGAUGCCGACAAUUUAGACUUUGAUAGCGUAAUAGAUAAGGAAGAAGCACUAAGAAGCGAGGAAUUCGAACGCAGUAAACGCGGUGAAGUAGACAAUAAUUUGUUAAAAAAUAUUAACGAUCACGUUCCUGCGAAAUACCUUGACGAGGUUUUGAAUGGAAGUUCAAAUGACGAAAAUCGACUUUUAGUAAAUAAUAGUUCAAGAAAUUCGUUUUUUCAUUAUUUAAGUAGGAAUAAAAAUAAAUCAAAAGCGCACAGUAAUAACAAGAAAAUAUUAAAUAUAAGUUUUAGUCAAUCGUAUGAAAGUAGGCGCAAUAUUAGUAUGGAGAGUGUAAAAAAUAAUAAUGUAAAUAGCAAAGGCGUUGAAACUUCUAAAAUUGAAAACAAUUCUAUCGAGAAGGAUAAACUGUCCUUCCAUGUAAGAAAUAACGGUAGACGUAAUAGUUAUAGCAAAAUGAAAAAUGAAUCUUUUAACAAAUAUGUAAAUAGUAUAAAUAAAAAUAACGUAUAUAAUGAAAUGAAAACAUUAUUGCAAAGAGAUAUAAAUACAGAAGAAGAUGUACAUUUAAGGCAUAGGUUAGCACUCACAAGUGAUACUAGUGAUUUCUUAAUGAAUCCCACGGUGCAGACCUCCACGUAUAAAUUAAGGGAAUCGAUUGAAAAGCGAGGAGAAAAACUCAACAAAGAAUACGACAUUGAUGAUAGAUCUGAAGCAAUGAAAGACAACAUUACUACUAUAAUUGACAGUCUUCCUAUUGGACUAUUAGCUUUACAUCCCCAGCCAAUGAAAAUUGAUCGCUCAUUCAUUCGAGCGGCAGUGCGCAUGGCGGUGGGUGCGUUGCGGCGCGUUUUGCGUGCGUGCGACGCGUGGUCGGCCCAAGCGCAGUUCCUUAGCGAUGCCGCAGCCUCCUGUUGGGAGGAGCCCAGUGACGCUGCCGCCGACUUCUCUGCUGAUUUUGUCAGAGAAACCCGGAUUACAUCAGCAGCGGCACUUGCCGGAGGCACGGAGCGACCAGAGCCCGCGUUGACGUCUUCGUUUAGUUUUUUCAACUUGGUGCCCGGACCCACAGGGGGUAAUGUUUGGAGACAAGUAGGCCAUAUUCAUGGGCGCAUGGUGAGGCUCCACACCAUAGUGUGGCCCGGUGGUCAACUUGUAGCGCAUGGCCAGUCUUCGGGCGCCCGCACCAUAUACCGCAUCGUCACAGCCUUAGCACCACCAUUUGUAAUGGAAGGAGAACUAGACGAAGACGGUCAAUGCUUAAGAGGACUCCCCUGCCAUCGACCACAAACUUCCGAUAAAGACAACCUCACCCUGGCUUUUAAUGAUUUGGAAAGAGAUGAUGAUGACCAUCAACCUACAGAUUUUUUCUUUCCUACACCGAAACCUACGAUUCUUCCGAAAAUGGCUACUCACUGUUGCUAUGGACUAGCGAUGGAUUUAUUAGAAAAUAUUGCCCAGGAAUUGGAAUUUGAUUUUCAUCUAUAUCUAGUCGAAGAUGGACUUUAUGGAUCUCGUAAGCUAGUGAGAUCCUUUAGUAAACUGCAUGAGUUCACAAACUUUUUGAAUGAUGAGCCCAUGUUUACUAUGUCAGAACACCUUAAUUAUCGAGCUCAGUUUCGGAAUGGUUUCAAAGCCAAUAGUAAAGAACAAUAUAGUGAUCCAAAUUAUGAUGAUAAUAUAGACGAAGAGAGCCAGAAAUGGAAUGGAAUUGUCGGAGAUUUAGUAUCUGGAUCCGCCCACAUGUCUUUCGCGGCACUCAGCGUGUCUGCGGCACGCGCGGAAGUGAUUGACUUCAGUCAACCUUAUUUUUAUAGCGGCAUAUCACUUUUAGCAGCUCCGAACCAAAAGGCCGAUAUACCAUUAUUAGCGUUUCUACUGCCAUUUUCAACUGAAUUAUGGAUUGCCAUAUUUUUGUCUCUAAAUGUGACCGCCAUCGCGGUUGCUAUAUACGAAUGGCUGUCACCUUUUGGUUUAAAUCCUUGGGGCCGACAAAGGUCAAAGAACUUUAGCCUUUCUAGCGCGCUAUGGGUGAUGUGGGGUCUUUUAUGUGGACAUUUAGUAGCAUUUAAAGCUCCUAAGAGUUGGCCUAAUAAGUUCCUUAUAAAUGUCUGGGGUGGCUUUUCUGUGAUAUUCGUUGCCAGUUACACUGCCAAUAUUGCCGCUCUAAUAGCAGGAUUAUUUUUUCACAAUGCUGUUGAUGACUAUCAAGGACGAAAUAACUGGCUUUCUUUGCGAGUGGGUACAGCAAAAUCAUCCAUAUCGGAGUACUACGUUCAAAGAGGCAAUCCACAAUUGGCACAAAGGAUGAGAGGCUACGCACUUCAGAACAUUGAAGAAGGCAUUCAACGAUUGAGGAAUCGAACGUUGGACCUUUUGAUAGCAGAUACUCCUGUUUUAGACUACUACCGCGCCACUGAUCACGGCUGCAAGCUGCAGCGGGUAGGAGACCACGCUUUCAUAGAAGACACUUAUGCAAUAGGAAUGGCCAAGGGAUUUCCUUUACAGAAAAGUAUAUCAGCGGCGAUAGCCAAGUAUUCAACGAAUGGGUAUAUGGAUAUAUUAACUGAUAAGUGGUAUGGAGGAUUACCAUGUUUCAAAUUGAGCCAAGACUAUGGAAUUCAGCCAAAACCGCUUGGUGUAGCGGCUGUGGCGGGCGUGUUCCUCCUGCUCCUCGUGGGGAUGAUUGUUGGCUUCCUCAUAUUGAUUCUGGAACACUUAUUCUAUAAAUACACGUUGCCUGUUUUGCGACAUCAACCAAAAGAUGCUGUUUGGAGGAGCCGAAAUGUUAUGUUUUUCAGUCAGAAACUCUACAGAUUUAUUAACUGUGUAGAACUUGUGUCGCCACAUCACGCCGCGCGAGAACUAGUAAACACUAUACGGCAGGGGCACUUUACGUCGCUUUUCCAGAAAAGUGUUAAAAGGAAGGAACACGAACAGCGUAGAAGAAGACGGAGUAAAGCGCAGUUUUUUGAAAUGAUUCAAGAAAUUCGAAGGGUUCAACAAGGACGUGAUCAGUCAUUGGAUUCUAUAAAGGAGCACGUGGCUGUAGAAACCUCUGAAGUUUCUGAAGAAUUGACGGAGUCAAAGUUCCUCUCCCCUUCACCUGAAGUACCCUCUCGCUCGCCUCGACCGGGUCGAUCUCCUCGACAGCUUCGCUCUCCACGAGGAAGACGAAAAAGGUGUAGUUUGGCCGGACUUAAUGUGAGGAGAUUCAGCACUGAUUCGGUUCUAGGGUCUGAUUCAGGAUCAAUUUAUGAGCGGACAAGUCUUAAUAUAGGAAGAAGACUAAGUCGUGACGUCAGCUGCUUGACUAGUUCUCCUCCUGAUAUAAAUACCCGGUUGCGAACACCAUCACCAAUGGUACGACGUGCCGAGGGAUCAUCUACAAGGUCGUAUCAAGAUGUAUCAGAAAAAUCAGAAAGGUAUUUAAGCUCUGACGGACCGCGUUCGCGAGCUAGCGUAGAAAUUUUAGUAUCUGAAGAACAAGACGUGCCUCCAGCGCCACCAUACCCUAGAGUGUCUCCGACCGGAGGAAGAUCAGAGCUUUCACAAUUGUCGGAAGAAGAACUCAUUAGAUUAUGGCGAAGUUCGGAAAGAGAAGUGAGAGAGGCACUGCUAGCAGCAUUGCAAGAAAGACGGGCGAACUUAGAUCCAAAACAAGAUCCAGGAUGAAGGAGCUACACGUGAACUUUUGAAAUACAUCUGAAAGGCGUAUGUUUGAUGAAUUCUCAUUCUGGUUGGAUCACUUUGCGUGAAAGCAUUGGGUGCGGAAAGAGAACGAUCUAAGUUGUUAUGUUAGUGCCUUUUUAAAUUGUUUGAUGCGGACCUAUCUGGCAGGCGUUAGAUAAUCGGUGUUCAUUUCAGUGUCUUGAUAUGACUAUCAAGUUAGAGGCUGCCUUAUUUUAUCGUUAUUGCCUCUUACUUUUUGAUCCGCCUCAAACAAUCUAAAUAGGGUACUCGGCAAAGAAGUUAACGUCCAGAAAAUCAAUUUAAGCAUUUAGUAGAAAUAUAUACGUUUAAAUUUAAUUCUAAAGAAGAAUAAUUGUGUAUGUAGUGUAAGUAUAUUACAUUAUAGCUGUGACCAGACGAUUCAAAGUGCUUUAUUCUAUAGCCUAGUGAAUGGUAGAUAUUUUCAUUUAUAAAAUAAAUAUACACGUUAUUAUAUUUUCAUGGCAUAAGCAUGAUCUAAUCAAUAACUCUUCAAGUUAGAAAGUUUAAUUGAUUAGAUAAAUAGUGUUAUGUAGAUAUGUCUUAAACGUUCUUUCAGGUUAAACUCUUACUUGAAAUGUAAUAGAAAGGAUUUAUAAUAUUAAAUAACUACGAGUUAUUUAUAUAGGUAUGUCUUAUACGAAAAAUUUAUUGUUCCUAGUUUUAAGUUAAAGCCGUACAAACAUUUAAAUUGUCCUUUUUCCUAGUCUCAACUACUUUUGUUUUUUAUUUGUAAAAUAUAUAUAUCAUGUUUUCGUUCAAAAUGCCCACACAAAUGUCAACUUCAUUCAUUCUCUAUAAUGUAUUUAGAUACUUCGUGGAAGUUCAGUAUACUAUUACUUGUACUGAAAUAUAAUGUGCCAUUUAGAUAUAUCAUCUUACAAUUACGUUAAUAUAAGUUCGAAAUAACGAAAAUCAAAACUGCCAACUAUAUUUUAGUAGAUAGUUUAUAAGAAUUAAUACACUUUCUUCCUAGACUUGCACCCUAGAUUUUAGUUUAGAUUUUCUCUUUACAAAUUACUAUAUCAAUUUGACCUAUUUAUCACUAGCCCAGCUUUUCACAAGUUUGUGGUGUUUGCUUGUUUAAACUGUCAGUGUCAUUCAAAUCAAAGCGGUCAAAGUGUUCAGUAGAGUUGAUAUAAUAUAAUAAGAAUACCUAUGAGCAAUAUUUAGAACACAUUGAGUCCAUUACUGUGCCCUUAGACUUAUUUGGUUAGUUUUGUGUGUUAUUGUACUUAAAAUAAUGUGUUAAUUAUUAUGUGAAGUUUUGCAAGAGAUCCUCCCUUACAUAUUGUUUAAUAUGUAUUAGUAUAGCCGCUACUCCUACAGAAAUAAUAAUUACUUCUUAUAUAAAAAUAUCCUUUAUCGGAAACGGUAGUUUUUCUGGUAAAUUUUUUUUGCCUAUGAAUAACGCGAUGAAUAAAGUUAAGGGUCGUAUAUACUUGAAAUUUAACAUUCCAAUGCCAGAAAUAAAAUGACAUCUUAAAAGCAUGUAAUCAUAAUUAUUGUUCUCAAUUUAUGCUGAUACUGAUUACCAUGACUUUUUUACCGAUAUAUUUCUGUUUAAUAAAAAAAAAUUAAAAACUGUAAGCGGAAGUAAGAUGGCGAUAAACAAAAUGAUUUUGCAAAUAGAUUAGAAAACUUUCUUUUACUUAGCCUAUUAAAAUGUCUCACUGCUGGCUUUCCCCUUGACCUUCACGACUCCCGUUGAUGUACUUUUUCUGGCAAGUUACUGAGGAAGGCAUCAAUGUUAUCCCGCCAUCCCCAUUUGGGUCUGUCCCAUCCGCGGUUAUUUUGCGGUAUCCUCUAUACUAGCUCACCUAUCCAGAUGCAUGCUGCAGACGUGGCUGGCCCAUUCUCACUUCAGCCUGGCAGUCUUCUCUCCUACGUCAGCAAUGCGUAUUUUGGAGCGCAGAGUAGUGUUCCGACUGCAAUGCGUCCCCGUGGCAUCUAGAAUGCUGCACUCCAUUGCUCGCUGGUAAUCAUUGAAUUUGGAUAUCUGGGUCUCCGUAAGCGACCAUUUUGGGGUACCGUAGUUUAGGACAAGCAGAAUAUACAUGUCAACAAGUUAUAUAAGAAGGUCGCGACCUUCCAUUCGAAAUUUAAAUUCCACCUAUAAGCGUUUAAUUACUCGUAGCUCCUUCCUCCAUAUUUCUAUUUACAAGAAAUAAAAGAGACAUACAAAAAAAUUACGUAGAUUUACAUAGGCAUAUCUAUCACAAUGGUUCUAUAAAGAUUAUUUUUUAAAUUGAACCCACAUAGGGGUACUCCUUGUUUAUUGUCUGAUGUAUGUAAGGUAGAGGCAAGGAACAGAAACUCCUCAGGCAGACUUGUUGCAUAAGUGUCCAGCUAUCACCUAUAAAUAAUAGUUCCAAAUCUCUCCAGAGAAGCGCUAGAGUAGCUAAGAACCCAGGCGUUAUUGACGGAGUGAAGUACGCUGUCUAUGAUUAGAUUUUUUUCUCAAGUAUUCUAGGUAUUCUAGCGCCACCUAUUUAUGGUUUUUUGUCGGACACUUUUUGGUAUAUGGAGAUUGUGUUACUUACCUCUACCUUUCAUAGUCUGAUAAAACUAUUACUUACCUAAUUGUACACAAGCUGUCAACUAUUGCCCACAGGAGCGACAACUUUUUUAUAUUUAUGUAUGACCCACAAAUCACAUUCCUAACGCAUACUAAGACAUUGUCUUUUAAUUUCUGGGUUUGUGUGAAACUAAUAUCUAGAACCACUAUUACAAACCCUAAAAAAUUUAAGCUGGCUCUCACUUUUUCAUAAUUUUCAGAAAAUAGUGCCUACAUAUGUUACUUACCGAUAAACAGCUGCAAUCCAAUGUUAUUAUUACAAUGUUGGACCAAAUUUUAUUUGUAAUAAUUAAUUACUUACAAAUUCUAUUGGAUGUGAGUCAUCUAGUGAUAUUUGAAGUCUUAUGCAUUUCUCUCUCUAAUGAUUAAUAUUAUGCUCUAUACUUAGAUAUGGGAAUAGACAAAACAUGAAAUAUAAAGUAGAUUGAAAAUAAAUAAAACAUAUUGUAUAUAGACACUUAAGUAUUGCAAAAAAUGAUAUUAUUGUAUAAGAUUUUAUUAUUUAAAGACUUAGUUCAAUGCACAUUUGAGUGUGUAAACGUAUUCUAAUUUAUUCUAAGUUCAUAAGCAUAACAAAUACC
Molecule: messenger RNA, 7988 nt
Organism: Cydia pomonella (codling moth)
Lineage: Eukaryota; Metazoa; Arthropoda; Insecta; Lepidoptera; Tortricidae
Exons: 14
Coding region: 261-4793 (1510 amino acids)
Biological process (GO): modulation of chemical synaptic transmission; synaptic transmission, glutamatergic; ionotropic glutamate receptor signaling pathway
Cellular component (GO): plasma membrane; postsynaptic membrane
Molecular function (GO): transmitter-gated monoatomic ion channel activity involved in regulation of postsynaptic membrane potential; NMDA glutamate receptor activity
Source: RefSeq, a predicted model, not a curated record